This is a messenger RNA of Lacerta agilis (Sand lizard), 641 nucleotides long. RefSeq names its product cytochrome c oxidase copper chaperone. The coding region runs from base 18 to 248 and encodes 76 amino acids. NCBI's taxonomy places the organism in Eukaryota, Metazoa, Chordata, Lepidosauria, Squamata, Lacertidae. The transcript has 3 exons. Gene Ontology annotation, biological process: mitochondrial respiratory chain complex IV assembly. Gene Ontology annotation, molecular function: copper ion binding; copper chaperone activity. Gene Ontology annotation, cellular component: mitochondrial intermembrane space. The record is from RefSeq and is a predicted model, not a curated record.
CGUGCGUAUUUCUGCGCAUGCGCGACUCGGAAGCCAUGUCGACCCUGGCGUCCCGCGACACCCCUGGUCUCCAAUCCCCCGCGGCGGCGGCCGAGCAAAAGCCGCCGCCUUCCCUCAAGCCGUGCUGUGCCUGUCCGGAGACGAAGCGGGCGCGCGAUGCCUGCAUCAUCGAAAAAGGAGAAGAACACUGUGGUGCUCUUAUUGAGGCCCACAAGGAGUGCAUGAGAGCCUUGGGUUUUAAGAUAUGAACAAGAUGAAGCACAUAUCUGAACGUUUGGAAGGUGGUUUGCUGUUGAAAUAUUAGUUUGGGGACUUUACUCUUGAAAUGGCUGCUUGAACACGGGUGUUUUUUGUUUUUUAAGUUAUGUGUCAGAAGAUGAUUUUAUUGGCGGGGAGAUGCAAUGGAUUCUGAAAUCAGAGGAGUGUGUUGAGUUACAGUCUUCUUCCAUUGCUGGAUCCUGGCUAAGUGAUAAUAUGAGAGAUUCUCCUGAGUAAACGUUUUAACAUUCUCAUUUGAGCACAACAAAACUGGCUCCUGUAUGAUGCAGUUGUAUCUGGAAAACUAUGUCACCACCCUCCCAUGUAUUCACUGGAAUUAAAUAUGCUAAAUCAAUAAAAACAAAGUUUGCUGAAUUCAGAGA